GCUGUUUUACUGUACUCUCCAGUGAAAGCAAACGUUUGAGAAUUGUAAAAGUAAACAAAUUUUUGGCCGCGAAUAAAAUAUAAACAAUGAAAAACAAAAGAUUAAUGCAUCCGCGUAAUAUUUUCCGGACGCCGCCGGAUUACACAGCACUAGCCAUCAAAUACAAAGACUUUCGUAAAGUCUGCAAAUUGGAGCUUACUGGCAAGGUUUACAUAGACUAUCGCAAUGAGGCGACAUUGCGCGCGCUCACACAAAUGCUGCUGGAAGAGUACUUUCAACUGCACGUCGAGUUUGCACCCGGCAGUCUUGUACCCACUUUGCCGCUACGUUUGAAUUACAUUUUAUGGCUAGAAGAUCUGAUUGCGUCUGCUAAAUUAACUGCUGCAGCAGAAAUACACGGUAUUGAUAUAGGCUGUGGCUCUUCCUGCAUAUACUCGCUCUUAGCGGCGCGUAAAAACUCAUGGCACAUGCAUGCGCUUGAGUCAAAUAACAGCAAUUUCACAUAUGCACAAAGCAAUGUAGCAUCUAAUAAACUGGAAGAGUUUAUAGAAAUAUACAAACAGACUGAUAAGCAAAUUAUUUUCAAAGACUUCUUCAAUGCCAAACCAGACGUAAACUUUCAUUUUUGUCUCUGCAAUCCACCAUUUUACGAUUCUUCACUACCUAAUCCGUUCAAUGCUCGAACAAGGAAUGAGGACAAACGUACACCGCCACACAACUGUCACACGGGUCAUAACGAAGAGCUGGCUUGUGUAGGUGGCGAAGUGCAAUUUGUGCAGCGCAUUAUUGAAGAUAGUGCGCUUUAUCCACAGCGCGUUUGCAUUUACACGUCUAUGUUGGGUCAUAAAAGCAGUGUUGCGCGCGUUAUGGAUAUUUUGUCUAAGAAACUCAUUAGUAAUGUGUGUACUACGGAAUUUUGUCAAGGCAACACCACACGUUGGGGCAUUGCUUGGAGUUUUAGUAGUGAUUUCAAACUGCAGAAUUAAGUUCUAAUUUUAGUUCGAUUUCAUAGAUAACUAGCGUAUGAAUUACAUCUAUUAAAACAUUUUAAAUUAUUUUGAAAUGCCAA
Molecule: messenger RNA, 1069 nt
Organism: Zeugodacus cucurbitae (melon fly)
Lineage: Eukaryota; Metazoa; Arthropoda; Insecta; Diptera; Tephritidae
Product: U6 small nuclear RNA (adenine-(43)-N(6))-methyltransferase
Exons: 3
Coding region: 87-986 (299 amino acids)
Biological process (GO): rRNA base methylation
Cellular component (GO): nucleus
Molecular function (GO): nucleic acid binding; 23S rRNA (adenine(1618)-N(6))-methyltransferase activity
Source: RefSeq, a predicted model, not a curated record